Molecule: messenger RNA, 5091 nt
Organism: Mycena citricolor
Lineage: Eukaryota; Fungi; Basidiomycota; Agaricomycetes; Agaricales; Mycenaceae
Source: the annotation of a GenBank genome assembly
UAGUCUAACUUGGAUGUGGCUUACCCGUUCACAAUGGCUCAUAUCAGAGAUUUCGAACACUACUGGAAAGACCUCUACGACACACUCGCUUCUUCCGGCUACAAAUUGCGUCCCAAAUUUGGGCCCAACUACGUCCAGCCUCUUACUGCUCCAGAGACGAUAUUCGGGGACGAAAACAAGCGACUACACCAUAGAAGAGAGAUUAUGGAUGCAGAACGAAUGAAGGAUGGGAAACAAGUCAUUCUCAAGUCUGUGUUGAGAUCGGUGCACAAGACAGAGGUGGAUAUCGGGACCCUCUUCUCGAGUUGCUCGUUGGCUGAGGAUCCUCGUAACCACUGCAUCCCCAUUCUCGAUGUCCUUCGUGACCCAUGGGACAGCAAGAAGGAGAUUAUCGUCAUGCCCCGGAUGGUGUCUGCGUUUGAGUUUGUGACCUUCGAAACGGUAGGAGAGGUUGUUGACUGCUUCAGGCAGAUACUCGAAGGUGUGAAAUUUAUGCACGAGAACUUUGUCGCUCACCGGGAUUGUGUUUUUCUGAACUUUGUCGUGGAUCCCACGAGGCUUUUCCCCCGAGGGACACAUCCAGUGCGCACAAUCAUGAAUCCAGAGUAUACCAGAUUGUCCAGGGCCGUGUCCCGAACGAGCUGCUGGCCUCGAUAUUACAUCAUCGACUUCGGAUGGUCUGUGCGAUACAAUCCAAAGGGCGGCCUCGUGUCUGAAACUGUCGUCUUUGGCGGAGAUCGAAGUCCGCCAGAGCACCAGAUAUACGGACGGCCGUGCAAUCCAUUCCCCACUGACGUGUACACCAUCGGAAAUAUCCUGAGGACCCGGUUUCUAAUGUCUGAGUGGGGCGAGUACUCGCAUGCUCCCCUGCGGUUCUUGCAACCACUUCUCGAGAAGAUGACGCAAGACGAGCCAUCCGCAAGACCCACCAUCGGCGAAGCCCUCGCUCAGUUCGAUUUCCUGUGUGCGCGACUGACCAAAUCUCAGCUUCGCGCACCAGGUGCUCCACCCGAGGAUCCGCUUUCCAACUGCGUACAUUCCAUCUUCCAGUUCAAGAACUGGAUCACGUUUGUCAAGCCACUUUCUCCCAAUUUGACUGCCUUGUAUGCCAAGCUUCGCAAAACGACCCGACAGCCUCCUACUGACCCGUGGCCGGCGAAUGCCGAGCUGAGGGCUUUUUACACGCAGACUCGUCCUCCGUAGAUUCAGGAUCCGCGUUUGAUGAUUGAUCCAUCCAUUCACUUCAUAUUUGCUUUCUGCCGAGAGCCAGUUCACUCAUACGCAGUCCUACUCCAAAUAUUAUCAUAUAUGCAAAAUAAUGUACAAGUGACUUCCAGCGCGCAGGUAGUACUACAAAAAAUAUGAGAACUAGCUUCUCACUGCGGUCGGCGGGGAGGCAACGGCGGGCCCGGAUUCGCGACCCCCACCGGCUGGUCGUCCGCGGACGACAAGGUCGACCGGCGAGAAGACGGGGAGGUCGACGGCAGGGGAAAGCCGUUCCCAACCAACUCUCUUGACGCGCGCUUGUCCUUGUCCUUGUCCGCGAUUGUCUGCAACGCUUCUGAUGCCGACGGCUGGGCAGUCUCCGCAUUAGACAGUUGCGGAGCGUCCGCUUCAGGACGGAGUACAUUCGACACGGAAGUCGUCCGUCGUGAGCGAGGGGGUAAGGGCGGCGGUGUCGGUCGAGGAGCCAAAGCCGCCGCCGCUUCUUCAGAUGCAGAGGGCGGAUCCGAAGCGGGGUUCUUCCACAGCCGAUAAACGCUUGAGAUGGCUGGGGUCCGCACACGCGUGUCGGGCGUCGGAGGCGUAGGAUCGGGUGCGACGUACCCCAUGGACAUGACUUGACCCCGGUGACUGGCGUGAAUACCCGGUAUGGUCAUCAUCAUGGCCUGCGGCUGGACGAAUAUGGGCGACGGAGUGCCUGUCUCUGCCGAUGGAAGCUCCAGAGUCGAAAGCCGUGACGGGGAAGGCGAAGGCUUUUUCGCAGUGCCUUCGUCUGUUGCAGCCCUCGCUAUGGAGUUGGUCGACACAGUCUCGGUUCCGUUCGGUUGGAGAGUAGCUGCGCGAUCCCGUGGUUCCGGUAUUGAAGGCACGGGACUUGGAUCUCUCCCUCUACCACGGCGCUCAGCCACAGCAGCCCUGACCUCGGCAUAGCUCUGUCGUGCCUUGUGAGAAACCAUAUUGCUCAUAUCUGUUCUUGACCGCGAGCCAAACAAGCCAUGGUCAGGCAUCUCUUCAUGCUCAGGGCGAUUGUCCUUGUCCUUCAUCAAUCCACUCCAGUUAGCACUCCACUUGCGGAUGGUUUCCUUGGCCGUAUUACUGAUGGCCUGCUUGUCACGCGACUUGAGGGUCGAAAGCAACGAUGAAGACAUCGGACUUGAGCCACUGGCCACAGACGCAGAAGACGAAUCAGUGAACUCGUCAACGGAAUUCGACUUUGAAUGGCCGCGGAUGGGCUGUGAUGGAGGCCGAAGGUGCGGCUCUUCCCCGGAGUCCACACUCGCAGUUGAGUCUGAUGGAGCAUUGGGCGUCGACCUGGAUCGCUGCGUCUGGCUUUUGUCCACUUCCACCGAACGCCCUCGAGUGACAUCAUCAACCUCUUCCACGUUCGGCAUUCCCUCGCUCCGUGUGGUGGAGAACCAGCUCUUCCGUUUAGUUGGCCGGGAGGAAGACACUUCAGUCAAGGAAUGCGUCUCAGCCGUAUCCGGUGGUGUAGCAAUGGGUUCAUGAGUAAGUUCCGCCGCCGACUGGGUCUCGCGCAGACCGACUUCAGGACCAGAAGUCGUAGAGCCGUCUUCGUCAUCCGGUUGUUCGGACAUGGAUGACGCGGGUUUGUCCCGGCGCGCCGCAUCUGCCCAAAUGCCUCCUCUGUGGGAAUAAGGCAAACUGUCGAAGAACGCGACAUCAUCCAUGUUAGGCAUCACGACCGAUUCUUGGAUCUACAUGGGUGAGUGAAUAUAUAGUAAAUCAAACAGAAAUGAGCUACGCACGACAGACUUGAUACUGGAUUCCAGCGUGCUUGUAAUCAUGCUCCAAGUGAUCUGGCGGUCGCUGACAAUGGGUUCCACCUCCAAAACCAUCCGCGGCGUCUGCGUGAAAGCAUACCAAAUCCGAUUGCUCGGCGGACGCUUGACUUUAACCAACAAAUUGCCCUCAAUUUCUUUGAGCACUACCGCCAGGACCAGUUUGACCGUGUAAGGCUUGAACCGAGAGCCGAGAUUGAUCGUCGCAGUGGCCUCGACGGUGAUGCGGAAUUCGCCUUUGUGUAGUACAUGGACCUCGAGCGAAGCAUCGCCCUCCUUGGUUAGCUCUUUGAGCAUCGGCUUGCUGAACGUCGGGGCCUUGUUGCCGACCGACACCUCCGUCACCACGAUAUCAGUAAGAAAUUCCUCCAGAUUUUGUGUCCUAUAGUGACUGAAAAGCACCCGCCCGAGAAGCGCGUUGAACCAUCGCAUGGGAAUGACAUCAGGCUGUUCGUCGAGCGUAUUCACUAGAUGGUUCAUAUCCGCAACCUGGAACACCGGUUGCAGAGGUGCCAGCAAGGGCGUCUGAGGCGGAUGGUCGGAUGCGUGGACGAGCGCCAGAUACCAAUCCUCCAUGAGCACGUUGUCCCGAACGAAGAUAAACCAUGGAGUGGCCGCGUCCAAAGCCUCCUCCCGCGCCGCAUCCUUGGCUUUAUUCUCCUCCUCCAAAACAUCACGUUCCUUCUCAGCCUUUCGAGGCCCAAGAUCCGCCUCUGCGAUCUUGCCCUCCACAUCGAUCCCCUCCAGCUGCAUCUCCUUGGUAACACUGGGCAUCCCGCUCUUCUCCGCGCCCUGCCCCUUGGGCCGCAAACAGAUCGCAUUCCGCUUCGCAAACAACUCCCCAUCCAGGAGCCCCUCCGGCGAGAUAGUGACUUCAUGGCUCCCCAACUCGAUCGCGGCCUCGCACUCCGUCAUCGCCUCGUCUUCGUACAGGUACAGUAUCUUGCCCUUGAGCACGACGUACCACAUGUCCUUGGGGCGCGACUUCUUCGGGUCCUUCGAGCGCGCAUCCAGGAGCGAGCGCACCAGCGUGACGUAGCUCCCGUCCAGCGAGGACUCCUCGAACGUGCGUCGCAUGGUCAGCCACCCCUUGCGUGUCUUGGGCAUGUCAUUGGUAUCGAGCGCAGCGGCUGAGGCAGCGGCAGCGGUGGGAUCCGGGUCCUCCUCCCGGACCCUCUGAGCGAGCUCUCCACGGAGCUUCUUGCGUGCAUCAAGGUCGCCUACGGGGACGGCGGUGUAGAUGGAGUAAUAGACGACGCCAGCGAUGACGAGGGGUAGAAAUGUGAAGCCGCCGAGGAUGUACGCGUAGAAGAGGGAUUGGAGACUCAUCCAAUGGGUGCAAGAGUCUGUGCUUUGUGGCCUCUGUUGUUGGUGCCAAGUGACGUCCACGUCCACGUCGAGCUUGGGUCGAUCAAAUCUCGACCACGUGUUCUGCACGCCACAUGCGCGGCUCAGGAUCACACCAGCACGGUUGCCCACUGACCUCUAGGCCGGCAGUGCAUAAUUAAUUGCCUCUUGAAACUUUCGAUUUCCGUCAUUUCAUGUAGAAAUACAGAGUGGUAGGAUGUAUCAGUACUUUUGAGUGACAAUGCCCGUGGUCCGUGAUAAUAAUGUACACCUUUUCACGUGAAGGCUCGACUCGGUGGUAGACCAUCUGUGGAAUGCGGGACAUCUCUGUCCCCCCCUCGGCGGGUCGGCGCCUCUAGAUAGAGCAGCAAUCUGAGGCCCUUCCAAGGAAAUUGACAAUCUCUGAAGAUAGGAUGACUACCGCUUGAUAGCUGUCCGCAAUUUUCUUGCCCGCCUGUUCUUCAAUGUGCGCGGCCGCGGCUCCUUCAGCAGAGCCGCUUGCCAGUGGCCGUUUUUGUACACCCAGUGAUUGACAACGCGCGAAGGAGUGAAUCGUGUCGUAGCCAUGGGCGGAAACGCGUGAUUGAAGGAUGGAGCCGAGGGCACAGUGAGCUGGUUGUGGAACGCGCUGUCUUGAUACGGAACUUGGCAGAGCGAGUCAGGGCGCGGGUCGGAGCAUGUGGUGAUAACAAUUGUAGGGAUGGAGGGGUCAGGAUUUGUG